This is a messenger RNA of Daldinia decipiens, 1261 nucleotides long. RefSeq lists its product as uncharacterized. Bases 57 to 755 code for a protein of 232 amino acids. The record is from RefSeq and is a predicted model, not a curated record. The transcript is spliced from 5 exons. NCBI's taxonomy places the organism in Eukaryota, Fungi, Ascomycota, Sordariomycetes, Xylariales, Hypoxylaceae.
AUUUCAUUUACGGCCAUAAUCACGAUUCACAACGAAUCUUGAGUAAAACAUUUAUUAUGGAACAAUCAGACGCUGCUUGUGUAGAAGCGGAGCGCGCGCGUCUGCGUCGCAACCAGCGAAACUCGAGAGCAAGGAAGCAGGCCUAUAUCCAAAAUCUCGAAAAGCAAUGGAAUGAAUGCAUGCGGUUAGGGGCUCAAGCCACCAUUGAGAUGCAAAAGGAAGCACGGAGGAUUCAAGAAGAGAACCGAGUGCUCCGAACUCUAUUACAUGACCAAGGCUUCGAUGAUGUGGCAAUCCAGCGUGUUAUUGAUGCUGCAAAGCUCGCAGAAGAGAGCACGAAUCAGAUGCAGAAUUCGCAAGAUAGCUCAAAGACUAGCACAUUAUACAAUUGCAAUUUCUCACCUAUUCCAUGCUUAUCGGCGUUGUCUCGGACGGAAAGACCACAGCUCUCGGAGGACCGAGAUGAUAAACCCCCGCCGCCUCCGGUCCCGCAUAAUUGUGUGACCGAUCUUUUUAAUCCAGAAGAUGUCUUUAAUACCGAAAUUAAUAUAAACGACCAAACAUACCAAAACUAUCUCUAUUUUACAGAGAUAUUAUCUGACGAAACCAUGAACUUCCCUGCUCUCUAUGACGCUGAGCGCGAUCUCCCCGCGUUGCCAUUACAAGAUGAGGACCCCACGCACGGCUCAAGCAGGCGAGCGGAUAAUAGUCAAUGUAGUCAUCCAAACCCCUCGGAAACGUGCCAUAAUACAUAGCCCCGAUCAUUCAGGGGUGUCCUACCACAUACGGGCGUUAAGUAGCCUUCUAUUUCGGCAACUUUCUAACUAUUAAUCAGCGACACACAAUUCUUUAUCAAUUGGAUCCAACUGGAUAGCUUACUGCCUUGUGGCUUCCACCCUAUGCCCGCUUCAGUUAAAAAGAGAGCCUCAGCUAAACAUGUCUCGUGCUCCUGGGCACAGCCUCACGAUAAUUCAUCGCCUCUUACCCAAAAAACUAACUUGGUUGAGUUAGAACAUAAAUCCCAGCCGGUGUACCUCUUCACCGAUCAUAGAGCGAGAAAGCUAGUAAUCGACGUCAUACUAGGUGCUGGAAUCCUUUUGACGACAGUAUGAAUUCUGAAGUUUGGCACAUUACCUACUGUGAGGGGGGAUAGUUAUGGUUCGGGAUGUCGAAUUCAUUGAAGCAUUCGAAUUGCUCGGUAUUCGGUUCAUACAUUUACCUGUAUUUACAUUGCCCUUUAAUUGAAGCUAUCAUCCCGUAU